Molecule: messenger RNA, 889 nt
Organism: Phlebotomus argentipes
Lineage: Eukaryota; Metazoa; Arthropoda; Insecta; Diptera; Psychodidae
Exons: 2
Coding region: 192-737 (181 amino acids)
Source: RefSeq, a predicted model, not a curated record
CGUUGUCUCUUAUUACUUUCAACACUUUGGCAGAUCAAAUAGGCUUAUUCUAAUUCCUGCGACCUCUACCUUAUUCCUGGUCACUGGUGGUCAAAUAUUUGCUCCUGUGCAGUGGCUAAAGGUGUGGUCGAGUGGGGAGCAUGUUAAGUAAUAACUCGAUCGUGUGUCUUUGCCACUGAUCUCAACAGUUUAUGGAGUUUAGUCAGUCUGUGAAGAUGUUCCGAAGUGUCUUGAUCUGUGCUGUGAUUGUAGCAGUCGGUGCAGCGCCCCUGGGUGGCGGCGGUGGUAUUGGAGGAGGAGCAGACCUCAUGGAAGGAUUACAAUCGAAAGUUGGUCAGUUGACCAGUGUGGCUCAAAAUGCUAUCCAGACAAAGAUUCAGACGAUAACCAGCUUGAAAAGUUCCUUGGGCAAUCAACAACACGCUUCUGACUACUCUAGACAAGAAUCCGAAGGACUUCCAUCUAAGGGAUUAUCUCUGUACGAUGGUCUUCAUCAGAAAUUUGGCUCCUUGACGAAUGCGCAACCGAUUGUGGACAAUCUUCGCGAAGAAGACAAAUAUGGGAAUUCAGGAGAUAAAUUCUAUCCAGUGGGCAGAAAAGUUGUAGAUGGAUUUGAGAGCUUCUCUAAUAUUAUCAAUAAGUUCUUUGAGGUGCCACGAGAAAUCACGAGGCAGAUUUCUCGCGGUAUUACUGACAAACUCAAUUCUGUGGGUGCAAAAAUUGUUGGUCUUAUGUAAUAAAAUGUACUUGAUUUUUUGUUUGUUUGUUUGUUUGUAAUCUCCUUUCGAAUUUAUUAUUCACUAAAAAGACUAAAAAUUAUAUAAAAUGUCUAUUAAAUGACGAUAAACAUUUGGUUGAGCUGAGAAUUUCAAUUGGCAUUAAAUGAGUU